Pyricularia pennisetigena is the source of this 2073-nucleotide messenger RNA. RefSeq lists its product as uncharacterized. The record is from RefSeq and is a predicted model, not a curated record. Lineage: Eukaryota; Fungi; Ascomycota; Sordariomycetes; Magnaporthales; Pyriculariaceae. The transcript is spliced from 3 exons. Bases 1 to 2073 code for a protein of 690 amino acids.
AUGAACUCAGUUCAGCGACCGUUCCUAUACGAUCAGGAAAAGUACGAUGAUGCACGCUUUCCUCCGACCACGUUUGAUCCCAAGGCCGUCACUCGUGCCAGUUGGGAGGUAAAACCACCGAGGCCCAAGCAAGAAGGACCACUGGUCAAAUUUAACCAGCAUCCCGAUGCUCAAGCCGUUCUCCCCCACCGGACCAACAACAAGAGGAUCGGUGAACGAACAAAGAGAUGGAUUGUCCGCCUGAGGAUUGUGCAGCUUUGUCUGCGGGUUCCUGAGCUAAUUGGAGCAGCUGGUGUUCUCGCCAUGUUCAUUCUCUUGACCGAUGUCCCGGAGUUGACUUCCUGGAUCAUGCGCAUCGCUGCCGCCGGAAUUGCUACACACAAUGCAUACUCGAUAUAUCAUCUUCAGCGGCCUGCAGGAGAGCGGUCACCAGCCUCUUCUGCCGGCUACAUGGUCUUCUCGACUCUUUUUGAUUUGACCGGUCUUGGACUAUUUACCUUUGGUGUGAUCGCUGUCAUCAAUGACAGUAUGCAUUGGGGAUCCCUGAUCCACGGCCCUUCGCGAUUGCGCGAAAACUUCAUCAAGACUGUCUACUACGCCCUCAUUGCUACCGCCGGCCUUCACUUUGUCUCCUUCCUAAUCUCGGUCUGGCUUGCCUAUCAGUUCCGCCAAAUCACCCGGCUGCCACCUGACAUGAACCCCCUCGAGUCUCACCUGACUGCGCGUCGCGUCCAGGCCGGUCGCCGUCGCAAGGAUCACAAGCGCAACAAGUCCUCCAUUGCGACCACGUCCACUAGUUUCACAGUGGGCAGCACAAGUCGUCUGUCUACCCCUAUCGAGUCCCACCGCCGUUCUGGUGCACCCUAUGAAGAUGUUUCGGUCCGCCCACCGUCGGUCCCCUUUUCCCACACCAGGCGUGGUAGCGAUGUCAGCGUCUACUCCAAGAGAGACUCACGCAUCGAACUUCCAAGCCACAUGUAUCAGACCUCCCCCACCAGCCCUCCCAGGGAUACCACCAGCAAUGCGCAAUUUCAGGCCAUGGCCCAGAACCUGCAAGGCCCAGCCCGCCCUAUGUCGGUUGCUUCCAUGUCCACCUCGCCCCCCUCCUAUCACGUUACUCAGCCCCAAACGCAGUCUCGCGCUUUGUACUCUGGGGUCCCCCUUGAAGAGCAACCCGAAGCUCUAGGAUCCCGAGGCAGCAGCAGCGGCAGCAGCCAGGGCCGUCAACCCAAGUUUACCGAGUCCUGGAUGCCAACUAAGUCCCUUAUCCACCGAACACAACAACGACAGCAGAUGGCCAUCAACAACCUCGUCCUCAGCGCUGCCAUGGGAGAUCGUCCCUAUUCAGUAGUCAGCCAGCGUCGCGAUCUCGGUCGUGAAGACGGCGUUUCGGACGAUUCUGACGACGAGAAUGAAAUUGUUGCCAACGGUGGACUCUACGACGACGCUUCUCGCUACCGCCGUGCUGAGACUUUGAAUAUUGCCCCGGACGACGACGAGUCUGACCUCGGUAGCAGCGUCCCGCCACCAGUCCCCACACACCGACACACUGUUUAUAUGGACCACCACCAUCCUCUUCGCCAGAAUCCUUCGACGCCCCCUCGCUCCCAGACCCCGUUUGAAUACCGUCCAGCUACGGCCGUCUCCGAUGCCAGCGCCGAUGCCAGGGCCGCCAACGACAGCCAGGACAUUGCAGACUUGACUCCUUGCACCGAGCUGAUCGACACGCCGCCAAAAGCCUCCCGUCGCAAGUCUUUUGGUCGCGAGCUCGGCAAGCGCAUGACCUGGGCCGGCCGCCAGAGAGACAGCUCUAUCCAGCCAGAGUCCAGCUUUUACUCCAAGCCCUACGGUGACCUCCGCUCUCGCACGCCGCCCGAGAUGGUGACGAGCGUCAACAUCAAGGUUGCCGGAGCAGGCGACAGCCGCACUCACACGGAAUCCCCACGCCAAGUGUCAACCGGCAAUGACUAUCGGGACAUGGGCAACGGUGGGGGGAACAUUUUUGCUAGGCGGAACGUCAGCGGGAAGAUGGCCGAGGAAGGCCGCGCCGGUGGAUCCAGGAACAUUUACUGA